GGGCGGGGCCGCCGUUGCCAGAGAAGCCACUAGUCGGUUACUAGCUGCGCUUUUGUUCCACUUGAGCGGGCACUCUUCCGCGGCAAGCAGGUCUAGGAAUUCGCCUGCUUCCCACCUCGCGUCCCUUGCCUUCUUUCCUAGUCUACCCACUGUAGUGCCCCCUGCGUCCCGCUCCCUCCUAGCCGACUCAGAGCACAAGAAGGAUUACCAGAGUUUCCAUUGCAGCAGCCGUGGCGCCUCUGACCCUUUUUUAAUAUCGUGGCGACGGCGGGCUGACGUCACGACGACGUGCGGACGCAGCGGCGGGGGCCUUUCAGCUUAUGUGGAGAAGUCGCUGUGAAGCCACCUAUAAAUCCAUUUACUGAAUUUAUGGAGAAGGCUGUAAAUGAUGGAAGUCAUUCAGAAGAACUCUUUUGCCAUCUUAAAACUAUAUCAGAGAAAGAAGAUUUACCACGGUGUACCAGUGAAAGUCAUCUCAGCUGCCUGAAGCAGGACAUUCUAAAUGAAAAGACUGAAUUGGAAGCAACACUUAAGGAAGCGGAGUUGGUAACUCAUUCUAUAGAAUUGCUUUUGCCACUAUUUAAGGACACCAUUGAAAAGAUUAAUUUUGAAAAUGCGAAUCUUUCUGCAUCGAAUUUGAAGAUUUCUGAACAGAAGGAAAUAUUAACAAAAGAAUUAGACACCUUCAAAAGUGUAAAACUAGCUUUAGAACAUCUUCUUAGAAAGAGAGACUACAAACAAACAGGAGACAAUUUACCCAGCAUGUUGCUAGAAAAUCUAACUGAUAAUGAAAGUGAAAAUACUAAUCUUAAGAAGAAGGUAUUUGAAAAGGAGGCCCAUAUCCAAGAACUUUCUUGUUUGUUUCAGAGUGAAAAGGCAAAUACUUUGAAAGCAAACCGUUUUUCCCAGUCAGUAAAAGUAGUACAUGAACGACUACAGAUCCAAAUUCAUAAAAAGGAAGCCGAGAAUGAUAAGUUGAAAGAAUAUGUAAAGAGCUUAGAAACCAAGAUAGCCAAGUGGAACCUGCAAUCAAGAAUGAAUAAGAAUGAGGCUAUAGUGAUGAAAGAAGCAAGUAAGCAAAAAACUGUAGCUUUAAAAAAGGCAUCUAAAGUUUACAAACAAAGGCUUGACCAUUUUACAGGAGCUAUUGAAAAGCUUACUUCCCAAAUUAGAGAUCAGGAAGCCAAGUUGUCUGAAACAAUUUCAGCUUCCAAUGCCUGGAAAAGUCAUUAUGAGAAAAUUGUAAUAGAAAAAACCGAAUUGGAAGUACAGAUUGAAACAAUGAAAAAGCAAAUCAUUAAUCUUUUGGAAGAUCUGAAGAAAAUGGAAGACCAUGGAAAAAAUUCAUGUGAAGAAAUUCUUAGAAAAGUUUACUCAAUUGAAUAUGAAAAUGAAACUCUGAAUCUUGAGAAUACAAAAUUAAAGACUACACUUGCUGCUUUGAAGGAUGAAGUUGUAUCUGUUGAAAAUGAACUCUCAGAAUUGCAAGAAGUAGAAAAAAAACAGAAAACCCUUAUUGAAAUGUAUAAAACUCAGGUACAAAAGUUGCAAGAAGCAGCUGAAAUAGUAAAAAGCAGAUGUGAAAAUUUGCUACAUAAAAAUAACCAAAUAACAAAAACCAAAAAUAAAAAUGUAGAGAAGAUGAGAGGCCAGAUGGAGUCUCAUCUGAAGGAGUUAGAGCGUGUCUGCGAUUCCUUGACGGCGGCGGAACGGAGGCUUCACGAGUGUCAGGAGAGUCUGCAGUGCUGCAAGGGGAAGUGUGCAGACCAGGAACACACCAUUAGGGAGCUUCAGGGCCAGGUUGAUGGAAAUCACAAUCUUCUGACAAAGCUUUCUCUGGAAGAGGAAAACUAUCUUAUUCAGUUGAAGUGUGAAAACCUUCAACAAAAAUUAGAACAGAUGGACGCAGAAAAUAAAGAGCUUGAGAAGAAGCUGGCAAACCAAGAAGAAUGUCUUAAGCACAGCAAUCUUAAGUUUAAAGAGAAAUCUGCAGAAUAUACAGCAUUGGCCAGACAACUGGAAGCCGCUUUAGAAGAAGGAAGACAAAAGGUUGCUGAAGAAAUAGAGAAAAUGUCAUCUAGAGAGAGUGCUUUACAAAUUAAAAUAUUAGAUCUGGAAACUGAGCUUAGAAAGAAAAAUGAAGAACAAAAUCAACUUGUUUGCAAAAUGAACAGUGAUCCAGAGACUCCAUGAAAUCUAUUUUUUUAAUUCCCAAGUGUCUAAAAAGUUGAAAACCUAAAAGAUUCAAGAGUUAAAUGAUUUUUGGCGUGCACAAUUUGAUUUUAUUGCCAUCAAAAGUUUCAUGACAACUUAGUCAGAACAAAACGUCAAUCACCUUUAAUUUAGCACAGGCCUUCCAUUUAUUUCUAAACUUUUUUAAACUCACCAUUUGACUUUCUGAUAUUGUAAAAUAUGUGUGCUGUUUUUUUGUGUAAUUGAAGCCUCUGAAAAAAUAAAUGAGGUGGGUUUUGCUGUAAUGUCCCUAGUACUUGGCUAAAGCUAGUAAAAUAAAUAGAUCCCAUUCACAAUUGCCACAAAGAGAAUAAAAUACCUAGGAAUCCAAAUUACAAGGAAUGUGAAGGACCUCUUCAAGGAGAACUACAAACCACUGCUUAAGGAAAUAAGAGAGGACACAAACAAAUGGAAAAACAUUCCAUGCUUAUGAAUAAGAUGAAACAAGAUCAUGAAAAUGGCUAUACUCCCCAAAGUAAUUUAUAGAUUCAGUGCUAUCCCCAUCAAGCUACCAUUGACUUUCUUCACAGAAUUAGAAAAAACUACUUCAAAUUUCAUAUGGAACCAAAAAAGAGCUCACAUAACCAAGACAAUCCUAAGCAAAAAGAACAAAGCUGUAGGCAUCAUGCUACCUGACUUCAAACUAUACUACAAGGCUACAGUAACCAAAAUAGCAUGGUACUGGUGCCAAAACAGAUAUAUAGACCAAUGGAACAGAACAGAGGCCUUAGAAGUAACUCCACACAUCUACAACCAUCUGAUGUUUGACAUACCUGAGAAAAACAAGCAAUGGGGAAAGGAUUCCCUAUUUAAUAAAUGGUGUUGGGAAAACUGGCUAGCCAUAUGCAGAAAACUGAAACUGGAUCCCUUCCUUACACCUUAUACAAAAAUUAACUCAAGGUGGAUUAAAGACUUAAGUGUAAGACCUAAAACCAUAAAAACCCUAGAGGAAAACCUAGGCAAUACCAUUCAGGACAUAGGCAUGGACAAAUACUUCAUGACUAAAACACCAAAAGUAAUGGCAAUAAAAGCCAAGAUUGACAAAUGGGAUCUAAUUAAACUAAAGAGCUUCUGCACAGCAAAGGAAACUAUCAUCAGAGUGAACAGGAACUGACAGAAUGGAGAAAAUUUUUGAAAUCUAUCCAUCUGACAAAGGGCCAAUAUCCAGAAUCUACAAAGAACUUAAACAAAUUUAUGAGAAAAAAAAAACCCAUCAAAAAGUGUGCAAAGAAUAUAAACAGACACUUCUCAAGAGAAGACAUUUAGGCAGCCAAAAAACAUAUGAAAAACAGCUCAUCAUCACUGGUCAUUUAGAGAAAUGCAAAUCAAAACUACAGUGAGAUACCAUGUCACACCAAUUAGAAUGGUGAUCAUUAAAAAGUCAGGAAACAACAGAUGCUGGAGAGGAUGUGGAGAAAUAGGAUGCUUUUACACUGUUGGUGGGAGUGUAAAUUAGUUCAACCACUGCGGAAGACAGUGUGGCGAUUCCUCAAGGAUCUAGAACCAGAAAUACCAUUUGACCCAGCAAUCCCAUUACUGGGUAUAUACCCAAAGGACUAUAAAUCAUGCUGCUAUAAAGACGCAUGCACACAUAUAUUUAUUGUGGCACUAUUCACAAUAGCAAAGACUUGGAGCCAACCCAAAUGCCCAUCAAUGAUAGACUGAAUAAAGAAAAUGUGGCACAUACACCAUGGAAUACUAUGCAGCCAUAAAAAAGGAUGAGUUCAUGUCCUUUGCAGGGACAUGGAUGAAGCUGGAAACCAUCAUUCUCAGCAAACUAACACAAGAACAGAAAACCAAACACCGCAUGUUCUCACUCAUAAGUGGGAGUUGAACAAUGAGAACACAUGGAUGCAGGGCAGGGAACAUCACACACCAGGGCCUGUCAGGGCGUGGGGGGGCUAGGGGAGGGAUAGCAUUAGUAGAAAUACCUAAUGUAGAUGACGGGUUGAUGAGUGCAGCAAACCACCAUGGCAUGUGUAUACCUAUGUAACCAACCUGUAUGUUCUGUACAUGUAUCCCAGAACUUAAAGUAUAAUAAAAAUUAAAAAAAAAUAAA
Gorilla gorilla gorilla (western lowland gorilla) is the source of this 4291-nucleotide messenger RNA. It is a transcript of the gene ODF2L, whose product is annotated as outer dense fiber of sperm tails 2 like. The coding region runs from base 370 to 2193 and encodes 607 amino acids. Gene Ontology annotation, cellular component: centrosome; ciliary basal body. Lineage: Eukaryota; Metazoa; Chordata; Mammalia; Primates; Hominidae. The transcript is spliced from 17 exons. The record is from RefSeq and is a predicted model, not a curated record. Gene Ontology annotation, biological process: negative regulation of cilium assembly.